Molecule: messenger RNA, 513 nt
Organism: Arachis ipaensis
Lineage: Eukaryota; Viridiplantae; Streptophyta; Magnoliopsida; Fabales; Fabaceae
Source: RefSeq, a predicted model, not a curated record
AUGCACGCACAGUCACCACCGCCGACCGCUACCUCCCAGCCCCUCACCGCCACCUCCCACCCCCUCAGUCCCUCAUCGCCACCUAUCGAGGUCACCCUCACACUCACCGUAGCAGGGAGUGUGUCUUCGCGUCGGAGCCUCGCCUCGUCUUCUCGUCGUCUGCCACCUCCUACCCCUCACCGUCGAAAUUCUCCACUCUCACUCUCGAGGUCACUGGUCACUGGCUCACCACAGAAAUGCAUCAUCGCGUGCCUAAGUCCUAUCCCGUGGAGAACAUCGUCGUCGCUGAGGAGAACGUCGUCGUCGCCGCUGACCCAACUGAGGAGAACAUCGCCGUCGCCUCCUGACCCAACCGAGGCAGCAGCGUCGCAUCAGAGCCUCUUUGCCAUCGCGUCAGGGCCUCCUCGCCAUCAGAGCCUAUACCCAGGUCCCCAGCGGAUACAGGGUCCCCGCUACUCGUCGCAGGGAUGGGGUGGGGACAGGGACAGUGCUAAAGGUAUAUGUGGCGGUUAG